Messenger RNA from Chelonoidis abingdonii (Abingdon island giant tortoise), 3345 nucleotides. It is a transcript of the gene AGAP2, whose product is annotated as ArfGAP with GTPase domain, ankyrin repeat and PH domain 2. Gene Ontology annotation, biological process: negative regulation of neuron apoptotic process; activation of GTPase activity. The record is from RefSeq and is a predicted model, not a curated record. Gene Ontology annotation, cellular component: nucleus. Gene Ontology annotation, molecular function: GTPase activity; GTPase activator activity; GTP binding. NCBI's taxonomy places the organism in Eukaryota, Metazoa, Chordata, Testudines, Testudinidae.
AGAGCCACAGACCGAGCCGGAUGGGCCGGGGCCCCUUUCAUUUUUAAGGAGGAUCUGGGGAGUUUUGGUCUCGGGGGGCCCUGGAGGCUGAGCCAUGGGCAGAAGAUCCAAACAUAGCCCUGCCAGGAAUUAGCAGACGGGGCGAGGGGCCUGGGACCAUGAACGUGCAGAAGCAGUUGAUGUCUGCAGCCAUCCGCGUGGAGGCAAAGAGGCAAGAGGGGGUCAAACUGCAUCUGAACAAAGUUUUCCGCCUGGUGGAAAGGGUGAACGACCAGCAACUGAAGAACAGCAUCAAGGCCUCGCUGAGCAUCGUCCGAGAGGCCAUAGCAAACAGCCAGGAAUGGACCCUCAGCCGCUCCAUCCCAGAGCUCAGACUGGGUGUCCUGGGGAGCAUCAAGAGCGGAAAGUCGGCCCUCGUCCAUCGCUUCCUCACCGGCUCCUACCUGGGCCUGGAGCCAGCUGAGAGCGGACAGUUCAAGAAGGAAGUGGUGGUAGACGGGCAGAGUCACCUGUUAUUGAUCCGAGAGGAAGGGGGUGCCCCGGACAUCAAGUUUGCCAGCUGGGUGGAUGCCGUGGUCUUUGUGUUCAGCCUGGAGAAUGAAGACAGCUUCCAAGAGGUCUCCCAAUAUUACAACCUCCUGACCAGCUACCGCAGCCCCUCGGAGGUGGCCGUGGCCCUGGUGGGCACGCAGGACAAGAUCAGCUCCACCAACCCCCGGGUGAUCGAGGACCCGCAGGCCCGGGCGCUCUGCAGCGACAUGAAACGCUGCCUCUACUACGAGACCUGCGCCACCUACGGCCUCAACGUCGACCGGGUCUUCAGUGAAGUCGCCCAGAAGGUCGUGACUCUGAAGAAGCAGCAGCAGCUCCUGGCCUCCUGCAAGUCCCUGCCCAGCACCCCCAGUCACUCAGCUGCCUCCACCCCCGUGGGCGGGAUCCACCCUGGGCAGGCCAGUAAUGGAGGCCACGUGAGCGAUUACUCCUCCUCCUUGCCGUCUACGCCCAACAUCAGCCACCGCGAGCUGCGGAGCGAAGGAUCGGUCGGGAUUGGCACCCCCAGCUCCUUGCACCGCGGGGCCAAGCGCCGCACCAGCCUCUUCACGAACCGCCGGGGCAGCGAUUCGGAGAAGAGGAGCCUGGACAGCAGAGGGGACAGCACGGGCAGCGGCCGCGCUAUCCCAAUCAAACAGAGCUUCCUGCUGAAACGCAGCGGCAAUUCCCUCAACAAGGAGUGGAAGAAGAAAUAUGUCACCCUGUCCAGCAACGGGCUUCUCUUCUACCACCCCAGCAUCAACGAUUACAUUCACAGCACCCACGGGAAAGUGAUGGAUCUUCUGCGCACCACUGUCAAAGUGCCUGGCAAGCGCCCCCCUAGGGCCAUCUCCGCCUGCAGCCCCUCCUCCAGCAUCAACGGUCUGGUGCGGGACAUGAGCGGGGGGCAGGCACCUGAGGGUGGUGCUAGCCUCUCCCCCGCGGCACUGACCAUCCCGACAGAGCAAGUGGCCAAGGCCCUGGGGAAGACGGACAGGCCCCUCCAGCGUUGCGCUUCGGCCACCAGCGCCAAGACCUCCGGUGGGGAGGGGUCCCCGGCCGGAGAAGGGGGGUCCAGCCCCAGCCCUGGCGGCAAAGACCCGCCUCCUUCGCCCAUGAUUGACAGGAAGAAGCAUCGCCGGAAGAAGCUGAUGACCCCCUCGAAAACUGAGGGGUCCACAGGGCAGGCGGAAGCCAAGCGCAAAAUGUGGAAAUUAAAAACCUUUGGUAGUUUAAGAAAUAUUUAUAAAACAGAGGAGGAGAACUUCGAGUUCAUCAUCGUGUCGAGCACGGGCCAGACGUGGCACUUCGAGGCUGGCAGCUUCGAGGAGAGGGACGCCUGGGUCCAGGCGAUCGAGAGCCAGAUCCUGGCCAGCCUGCAGUGCUGCGAGAGCAGCAAAAACAAGGCCCGGAUGGACAGCCAGAGCGAAGCGGUAGCCAUCCAGGCCAUCCGGAACGCCCGAGGCAAUUCCCUGUGUGUGGACUGUGGGGCACCAAACCCCACCUGGGCCAGCCUGAACCUGGGGGCACUGAUCUGCAUCGAGUGCUCGGGCAUUCACCGAAACCUGGGCACCCACCUGUCACGGGUGCGCUCGCUGGACCUUGACGACUGGCCCCUGGAGCUCACCCUGGUGCUGACGUCCAUCGGCAACGAGACGGCCAACAGCAUUUGGGAGAAGAACACCCAGGGACGCCGGAAGCCCACCUGCGAGUCAUCCCGGGAGGAGCGGGAGUCAUGGAUCCGGGCGAAGUACGAGCAGCGGCUGUUCCUGGCCCCGUUCCCCAGCCCCGAGAUCCCGCUGGGGCAGCAGCUCUUCCGGGCCGUGCAGGAGAAGGACCUGGGCACCGUGUUGCUGCUGCUGGCGCACAGCACCAAGGAGCUGAUCAACACCUGCUCCGGGGACAAGGACCGGCGCACGGCGCUGCACUUGGCCUGCGACCUGCCCCAUGUGGUCAUCACCCAGCUGCUGGUCUGGUACGGCAUCGAAGUGAAGGCCCGAGACACGCUGGGCCACACGGCCCUUUUCUACGCCAGGCGAGCCGGGAGCCAGGAGUGUGCCGAGAUCCUCCUGCAGCACGGCUGCCCCAGCGAGGGACACGGCACCGCCGCCACGCCCGGCCUGCGCCGGAAAAGCAGCACCACCAGCAUGGGACGGUGUGACACUCGGACCGCUCUGGUAUAACCAGCCAGCCCCACCGGACUGCCCCGUGCAGGGCCUCCGGGCUCAGCCCCAAGCGGAGGGGGAGACUGCCAGUGCCUCGGCCCUCUGCAGAGCCCUCCCCAGUAGGCUCCGGGCCUGCCUUGGGCCACCUGGACCGGGUGCGACAGAGCCCGAGCCUGACGCAGGGCUGGAGGGGAAGGACGCGGGGGUGGCCAGGGGACAACUUCAGUGACAGGCCCAUCCCACGUGAGCCGCACCUGCCGGACGCUGAAGGGACAUUUGGCCCAACGGGCCCAGCUUUUCCGGGCACGGCUGAUGAGGCGGGCGCCCAGGUGAGGCCACACCUGGGUGCUGGCUGGGCAGGACACCGGGUAUCCCCAUCCUCCGGCCAGUGUCGGACAAUUUGUAUUUUUGAUGCUCUAUUUAUUACUCAGCCCCUGCUGAUGGGGCCCAUUCUGUCCCUGUCUCCUCGGGGCCCCUGCUGCCCCUCCCUACUGCGCCAGCACAUCUUCCUGAGGCCUCCCAUGUGGCUGGGCAGGGGAUGGGAACACACAGGACAAAGAGAGGCAGCUUUUUUCAGAGCACAGGACUGAGAGCCAGGACUCCUGGGUUCUGUUCCUGGCUCUGGGAAGAGAGUGGGGGGGUGGAGAGG